Molecule: messenger RNA, 1152 nt
Organism: Babesia sp. Xinjiang
Lineage: Eukaryota; Apicomplexa; Aconoidasida; Piroplasmida; Babesiidae
Product: Mitochondrial import inner membrane translocase subunit TIM50
Exons: 1
Coding region: 1-1152 (383 amino acids)
Molecular function (GO): phosphoprotein phosphatase activity
Source: RefSeq, a predicted model, not a curated record
AUGGCGCUACUACGUGGAUUGCUUGGCUUUAACCCAGGAUUCCGGCUAAUCUCUGCCAGGAAUUUCGCAUUAUAUACGCAGUCCAUGCGAAAUUCUAAACAUUACAACUUGUGGUACCCCGUACCGCAAUGGCGUCCUACCUGGGCAAUGUUGUCUUGCUGCACAUUUUCGACAUCAAAUCCAACUGCUACGAAUACAAGAUCUACAAUCACAACUGACGGCCAAGAAGGUGAUGCGACAGUCUUAGAACCUACAGAUGAUGCUGUCGAAAACGAAGGGAAGAAUACCGCUCCAUCCCGUGGUGACCGUAGCAGGAACGACGGUAACCAAGAUCAAUCGCAAGGUACAGAUUCAAAGACCAAAGGUAAGCACAAGUUGUUUCUACCUUUUGGAAUUGUUGGAUCUGCAUCGAUUGUUUUGGCGGGGUACUUCAUAUCUGUAUUCCGCCGUGAAGAUGAGGAACUGAUGACUAUGCUAGAACGUGGAUUAGACCGUAUUGUAGAGCACAUGAACGGUAUGUUCUCCAACGAUGAUGGGCCAUUGCUUCCUGAUGUGAAGGAUCUCAACUAUCCUCCAAACCUCCCGACGCUUGUUGUCGAUCUUGACAAGGUCGUAGCCAAGCUUGAGUACGACCGUCGUACGGGAUGGCAAGUUAAAAAGCGUCCUUUCGCAGACCGAUUCUUCCGCGAGUUAGUAAACUACUAUGAAAUAGUAGUAUGGUCAGAUGAUAAUUAUCCUAUGGCAACGGAUGUCGCCAAUCGUUGGGGGCUACCGGUGAUUGGUUGCAUACACCGUGACCGUUGCACUAAGUUCAAGGGAUCCUACAUAAAGGAUCUCAGCAAGCUCGGUCGUAAUCUGAAUCGUGUUAUACUCGUAGACCACGACAGAAUGGCAUGUAUGCUACAGGAAGAGAAUGCCAUUUUGGUGCGUGAGUUCGACGGCGAUGAAAACGACCGUGAACUUUUGCACUUGCUAGGACUACUGAAAUCUAUCGCUUUAAACCCACAGGAUGUGAAACAACAGCUGAAAAAUCACGGCGGUGGCCUUGAUCGUGAUAUAGGCCGACGUUUCUCGGAGAAGAACCAACAGGACACCGAGCGUGCUAAGGCGAGACAGAGCCUUUCCAAGCUCCUGGGUUUUAAACAUUUCUAA